AUGGCCCCCCGCACCAUUGUCUUUUUCCACCCGGACCUUGGCAUCGGCGGCGCAGAACGCCUGGUCGUGGAUGCCGCCGUCGGCCUGCAAGCCCGCGGACACCGCGUCGUCAUCUUCACCAACCACUGCGACCCCAAGCACUGCUUCGAUGAGUGCCGCAACGGAACCCUCAAUGUCCGCGUGCGAGGCAACUCCCUCGUCCCCAUGUCCGUCCUCUCCCGACUCACCAUUCUGUGCGCCAUCCUCCGCCACAUCCAUCUCCUCCUGACAGUCUUCCUCUCCGGCGAGCUCGCCGCCCUCCAGCCCCACGCCUUUGUCGUCGACCAGCUCUCCGCCGGCCUCCCCUUGCUGCGCUGCCUCUUCCCCGCCGUCCCCGUCCUCUUCUACUGCCACUUCCCCGACCUCCUCCUGGUCCGGGGCCGCCAGUCCCUGCCGAAACGGCUGUACCGCCUCCCCUUUGACUGGAUCGAGGAAUGGAGCAUGGGGUUCGCCCAUGCCGUCGCCGUCAACUCGAGCUUUACGAAGCGCAUCGUGGCCCGCACGUGGCCGCGGCUGGCCAAAUCCGUCGUCACAAAAGUCGUCUACCCCUGCGUCGAUACCAAGCCUCGCGCCGACGGCGUCCAACCCCACGAGGGCCUUUCCUGCCACGCCGACAAGCUGAUCCUGAGCAUUAAUCGCUUCGAGAGGAAAAAGGACGUUGGCUUAGCCAUCAAGGCCUUUGCGCGGGUUCCCCAAUCGCAGCGCAAGCGAGUCUGCCUCGUCGUGGCCGGCGGCUACGAUCCCCGCGUCUCCGAAAACGUCCAGUACCACGCCGAGCUUCAAGCCCUCGCAGGCUCCCUGUCGCUAUCUCACCACACCAUGACGCCCUCCAACCUCUCGGCCGCCGCCGCGUCCCUCGCCGCCGCGCCCCCCGAGACCAACGUCCUGUUCUUGCUCUCCAUAUCAAACACCCUCAAGGCUGCUCUCCUGCGCUCCUCCCGCCUCCUCGUCUACACCCCCACAAACGAACACUUUGGCAUCGCCCCUCUCGAGGCCAUGCUCUCCCGUCUUCCCGUUCUGGCCGCCAACACGGGCGGGCCCGUCGAGACCGUGGCCGACUCCAAGACUGGCUGGCUGCGCGACCCCGCCGACGUGCAAGCUUGGUCCGACGUCAUGCGCCAAGCCCUCGCCAUGUCGGACGAGGACGUGCUCAAUAUGGGCGUCGCGGGCGAGGCCCGAGUCCGCGAGCUGUUCGCUCGGGACAAGAUGGCAGAGUCGCUGGACCAGAGCCUGGACGAGAUUGUGAAGAUGAGCGCCACGUCGCCGCGCCCCCUGGGCAUGCUUGGCGGUUUGGUCGUCCGGGGUACCUUUUUCGCACUGGCUGCUGCUGUCUCUGCGGUCUUGGUGGUUCGUUUCUUUGGCUUGCAGUCUAGAUGA
Messenger RNA from Ustilaginoidea virens, 1416 nucleotides. RefSeq lists its product as uncharacterized. Gene Ontology annotation, molecular function: alpha-1,3-mannosyltransferase activity; GDP-Man:Man(1)GlcNAc(2)-PP-Dol alpha-1,3-mannosyltransferase activity. Lineage: Eukaryota; Fungi; Ascomycota; Sordariomycetes; Hypocreales; Clavicipitaceae. The transcript is spliced from 3 exons. The coding region runs from base 1 to 1416 and encodes 471 amino acids. The record is from RefSeq and is a predicted model, not a curated record.